AUCGGUAGCGAAAGGUCACGGUCGUCGACCGUCGUGCUGGAUCUUGGAACCAACCCUGAUGUGAACGACGGAUCACGAGGGUCCUCGAAGGCAAUCGAGGACACGAUGGUCUUCCUGGAAGACCCGAGGAUGAUCUUCGUGGACAUGAGACUCCAUGCGACCAGCACGCCGACUUGCACCCCCACGCGUUACCUCCAUCGGAAGUACAGGCCGCAGAACAACAACAACUAUGCAGACCUUCAUGGCGAGGUGGACGGACCGGACCUCAGCGGCGACGAUAGGAGUAUCAAUAGUGAUAUUCAAGACGCCACUGAAGCGAACCUCGAUCAUGAUUCCAUGGACUCGGACAGGGAAGCUCUCAAUUUGGUCACGGACGUGUCGCAGCGGAACAGCAGCAGCGGAACUAGCGGCAGCGCUUCCUCGCCUAGUUCCGGGGUGAGUAGUCAGUUAACUGGAAAUCAUCAACAGCAGCAACACACAGCAGGCCAGUCGAACAACAGCAACUCGCAAGCAGCCCUGGCUGCUCAACUAGUCAGCCAGCAAUUGCUGAUGCACGGAUCUCUCGGUGCUCUCGGACCGCAGGAAAUUCAAGCACUUGCGUCAACGUUCCAACAGCAACAGCAGUCGCUGCAGCAACAGCUGCAGCAACUAGCAAUGUUUCAGCAAGCCAACUCCGCCGCGGCUGGCCAACUUCCGGCCCAGGCGCAGUUCUUCUUGCAGAACCAGGUACAGCAGGCAGUGGCACAGGCAGCUCAGCAAUUGCAAGCUCUGCAGAAGCAACAGGCUCUUCAAGGUAGCGGAGGCUUAGUUGGUCGAAGUCUGAGCCAACAAAGGUCACCACCACCGCCUGGAACACCUCCAGCGGUGAAACAACCGCCACCAAGAUUAGAACCAUCGCCGGAGGAGACCACGGACCUUGAGGAAUUAGAACAGUUCGCCAAGACCUUCAAACAGAGGCGGAUCAAACUUGGCUUCACCCAAGGCGACGUUGGACUCGCCAUGGGCAAACUUUAUGGCAACGAUUUCUCCCAGACGACGAUCUCCAGGUGGGCAAUUCUCAUUGCUACAUCCAUUUUACGACUCGAUUGUUUCGCUCUGUUCACCAGGUUCGAGGCGUUGAAUCUAUCGUUUAAGAAUAUGUGCAAAUUGAAGCCCCUUCUGCAGAAAUGGUUGGAGGAUGCGGACAACUCGCUGAACAACCCGAAUUCACUUUCGAACCCGCUUACAACGCCGGAAGCGAUAGGUAGACGACGGAAAAAAAGGACGUCGAUAGAGACCAGCGUGAGGGUUGCUCUGGAGAAAGCGUUCGUGCAAAACCCGAAACCUACUUCGGAGGAAAUUACCGUGUUAGCGGAUACUUUGGCCAUGGAAAAAGAAGUAGUCAGGGUAUGGUUUUGUAACAGACUUGUAACAACGUAUAACGAAGCGCUUCAUCGCCGCAUCCCGCCUCAUUGCAGACGACAGAAAGAGAAAAGGAUCAAUCCACCGACGGCUGCGAUGGGCAGUCCGACAAUGGCAUCGCCAGCACCUUCGGUGGAAACUAUCACCCGCUCAGCAGCAAGACUCACGAGUGACACCAGCCCACCCAUCAGGGGGAGACGCUUUACCAUCAGCACCACCAACAUCAGCAACAGCAGCAACGACGUUUGUGCAAUCUACCGGAAUUUUAUCACUAAUCCUGGCGAUGAUUCGGUGAUCACUCGGAGAACGCUUGAUUGA
Molecule: messenger RNA, 1719 nt
Organism: Heterotrigona itama
Lineage: Eukaryota; Metazoa; Arthropoda; Insecta; Hymenoptera; Apidae
Source: the annotation of a GenBank genome assembly